Molecule: messenger RNA, 2333 nt
Organism: Nicrophorus vespilloides
Lineage: Eukaryota; Metazoa; Arthropoda; Insecta; Coleoptera; Silphidae
Product: ras-specific guanine nucleotide-releasing factor RalGPS1-like
Exons: 12
Coding region: 270-2267 (665 amino acids)
Biological process (GO): Ras protein signal transduction; positive regulation of GTPase activity
Cellular component (GO): plasma membrane
Molecular function (GO): guanyl-nucleotide exchange factor activity
Source: RefSeq, a predicted model, not a curated record
AAAUGCACAGUGCCACAUAGAUGCACGGUCAGCGCACGUACGUGCAGGUGAACUGGGCCGUCUUUGUGUUUCUGAAACGUGCUGAAAAACGAAAAAAGAAAGAACGUUCAUCGUUUCAUAACAAUAAUGCUUUUAAUGUAUUCACCCGAUAUCUCCGGUCGUCACGUUCUACUUGAAAUGGUGGAAGCGGGAAGAGACGAGCUACGACGUCGCCAAAGUUGGUAAAGUUUAACUUCUACUUGCUGCGGGAAAGUGUGAUUUCUGAAGACAUGGUCGCGAACAAUGACAUUUUUAUCAUCUGGUGCAUGAAAAUCAUCAGGGCGACGGUACGUGCUCGCUUGCAACUUCCAGUGGUCAGGGGUCAUGAGAAGAUGCUUCGCUAUUCGGAGAUUCCUAGGAAUAUUUCCGGGGAGAGUUUCACCAAACUGAAAGCUUCCAAUAGCCAGGAUGAAGAUUACAAAGACGGUGGAAAUUCCAAAAAGGGUACGUUCUCAUGCUCUAGCGGAAGUUCCGGUGAACGCGAACGCAAGGUGUCCUCGAAGAGCGUAUCAGGAGGUCCCGGGCCGCCCGACCAAUCAUAUUACAAUUACAGCAGCAGCACCUCCUUUGCCGCAGUACCUGCCAGCGUAAAGACUCAGAGUUUGCCAAAUUCGGCGCGCAACUACAGCUGUCCCGUCUUCGAUGUGCUGCGCAUCAGUCCUGAAGAGUUGGCGAAUCAAGUGACCCUCCUCGAUUUGCCGCCCUUCCUCCAUAUACAACCGGACGAAUUGACGAGUUGCGCCUGGAACAAGAAGAACAAACUUACAGUGGCCCCCAACAUCGUCGCUUUCACGCGACGUUUCAAUCAUGUCAGUUUUUGGACAGUUCAAGAAAUACUCUCCGGGGCCACAGCGAAACAACGCUCCGAAAUUCUGGGGCACUUCGUGAAAAUCGCGAAGAAAUUAUACGAACUGAACAACCUUCACUCGUUGUUCGCCAUAAUCUCAGCCUUGCAAAGUGCCUCCGUUUACAGGCUGUCGAAGACCUGGGCGUAUCUGUCCAAGAAGGAUAGGCAAUCGUUCGAGAAACUCGCCGAGGUUUUCUCCGACAACAACAAUUGGUCCAAUCUAAGGAGCCACAUAGAAAGUUUGAAGCUACCAUGCAUCCCCUAUUUAGGCUUGUACCUGACUGAUCUAGUUUACAUUGACAUGGCUCAUCCCCAUUCGGGUGGUUUGGAGUCGCAACAGCGUAGCCUGAAGAUGAACAACAUCCUCAGAAUAAUCUCAAAUUACCAACACUCUAAUUACUCGCAGUUGGCCGUCUUGCCGCACGUCAGAGAUUAUUUGCAUUCUAUACGAUAUAUUGAGGAGCUGCAGAAGUUCGUAGAAGAUGAUCAGUAUAAGUUGUCCUUGAAAUUGGAACCGCCCUCGCCUCCUCCGAGUUCCUCCAGCUGCAGUUCAAAAGAGUCCGUCAUCGUGGACGCCACUGCGAUAGCAUCAUUAAACCUAUCACCAGCGAAGGCUUCAAGCGGUUCUCUAAGGUUGCACGCCGUAACUGCGGGCAGCAGAUUCAUACCUGGGCACAGGAAGUGUAGGAGUCUCGGCACAAAAUUUCGUAGCACAAGUCUUCCACGCAAUUUCCAUAAACAGGGUGGCCCAUUAUUUGGGUACUCUCCGAUUGUGGUGCCGUGGGGUAUAUUCGGUAAGAAUCAACAGGUCGUUGAGCCGAGCGACGUGCCGAAGGCAUUGCAUUUACUGGACGAUUCCGAGCUGGAGGAGUCGCAAGGAGCCAGACACCAUCUCAAUCUGCCCUCGCCCACCAUAGAUUUGCCCCUGGAGGCCUCCAGGAACACUUCGGAAGAGACAACUCUUCUUACAAGACUGACUGAUGAUUGUGAUGACCAAACGUGCAGCAUGCAAGGCUGCGUGCGUCGGAAGACUCUCCUGAAGCACGGCCGUAAGCCCACCGUGACUUCAUGGCAAAGAUAUUGGAUACAAAUUUGGGCCUCAUCUCUUGCCUAUUUCACACCAAAAUCAUUCAAAGGUACUCAGCGAUCUGACUUUAAAAGGGAACCCUGCAAAUUGGUCUCUCUAACCGGCUGCCACGUGCUGCUCGGAGACAACUCUCUGCAUCCGGAUUUGUUCAAAAUCGUCGACCACCAGAGAGGAAAUAUUUACAAGUUCAAGGCGGGCACUUCGGGUAUGGCCGAAAGGUGGAUACGACACAUUCAGCAGGCCGCCAGGUCCGAGCAGUCUCCACUUCCAACCAAUCUCAUGACAUUCGAAUGACCCCCUUUGGUUUCAUCAUCAUAUCACAAUUUAUUUAAAUCUCUCCCAUUUUUAUUGUUUAAUAAU